Beta vulgaris subsp. vulgaris (sugar beet) is the source of this 1366-nucleotide messenger RNA. Its product is annotated as tetraspanin-20. Bases 195 to 1118 code for a protein of 307 amino acids. Lineage: Eukaryota; Viridiplantae; Streptophyta; Magnoliopsida; Caryophyllales; Amaranthaceae. The record is from RefSeq and is a predicted model, not a curated record. The transcript has 6 exons.
UGCAAAAUAAGCAUAAUUCCACAGCAUUUUCUCACUCAAGGUUCUUUUUCUCGCGCUCUUUUUCUCUCUCUUGCCCUCUUUCUCCUCCCUUUUCUUCGCAAAUCUUAAUUUUAGGGUUAGGGUUCUUUUGCAAAACCUCGAUUUUUCUCCUGAAUUUCUCUUUCAAUAGCCGUAGAAAUUCCAGUUCUCAAACAAUGAGAACCAAUUGUUGCCAUAAAUUCUUGGCAUUCAAUAUCAAAUUCCUCAACUUCCUGCAAUUUUUCCUCGGUUUUUCUACCGUCAUUUACUCAGCUUACUUGCUAAACCAAUGGCAAAAUCAAACCCCACCUGUUCCUUCGCCUCCGCCUUCACCUGUUCCAUCGCCUCCGCCUUCACCUGUUCCUUCGUCUCCGCCUUCACCUUCGCCUUUGCCUUCGUCUCUAGCUCCUCUUCCCAGCUAUUUUCUCUCUCUUUACUCCGUUGGAGAAUCCCUCAAAGUAGCUGAUCUCGCGGCCGGAUUAGUCUCUGGGGCAGAGAUGGAUUCGUUUGCUCAUCUGCAUUUCAUUCAGUUUCCCGCUCCAUGGUUCAUAUACUUUCUGAUGGUGGUUGGUGUUUUCCUCUGCUGUAUGUCUUGCAUUGGUCACAUUGCAGCUGAAGGAUUUAAUGGUUGUUGCCUCUGCUUUUACAUUCUUCUUGCCAUUCUACUCAUUGUGGUUGAAGCAGCUUUGGUGGCUUAUAUUGCAAUUGAUCAACAUUGGGACAAGGAUCUUCCAUAUGACCCAACUGGGGAGCUUGAGAAGCUCAGAUCUUUUGUAGAAGAGAAUGUUGAUAUAUGCAAGUGGCUAGGCCUUACUUUACUUACUGUCCAGGCUUUGUCACUCCUGUUAUCUUUAGUCCUACGAGCUAUGAUUUCCAGUCAAAGAAAAGAUUCUGAUGCUGAGGACAAUGAUAUUGUCGCCGGAGAUAGAAUAAGGGAACCGCUGCUUAAUUCUCAAUCAAACCAGUCUGUGACAACAAAGAGCGAAGGAAGAGGAACAUUUUCUGACAUUUGGACGACACGGAUCAGACAGAAGUAUGGACUGAACAAUGAGUCAUCCAGAAACCAGUCUCUGAAUGCAUCAUCUGGUACAAAUUCCUAGUUCUCAGUAACACAGGUAUCAUCCUGAAGAAACCACAGAAGUGGUAAAUAUCAUUUUUGGAGCUAAUUGAGUAUCUUAAUGUACAGUAACCCUAUUCUUCAUUCUUUCUUGUAUUUGCUGGUGUUAAUCGUCUGUUUACUGUACGAUAUUGGAUGAAUUUCAUCAAGUUGUAAACUGUCACUUGUUUUUGAAGUUAUCAAACAUCAUAUAUGUGAAGAUCUCGAAAUCGGUCUAAACCGGGACAACAA